AUGUCUCCAUUCUCGAGAAAUGUUUUGGUGGCAUUGAUGCUUAUGGCAUUUGUGUGGAACAAUGCUGUACCAACAAAUGGAAUCGCCAUCAUCGGGGUGAAAAAUCUGUUGGGUGAUAAUUUGGGCUUAGACGUUUAUUGUCCCCAUGUUGAUGGUAACCACCACGUUCUUGCCAAUGGUAUUGCCUAUCAGUGGAGAUAUAACGGUGAAGUUGCACCACCAGGAGAAUCACUGUUUCUGUGUUCCCUUCGAUGGCGUGGUGUUACCAAGUCCCUUGAUUUGUGUACGCCAAGUAAGUAUACUGGCUGUGAAAGUGUCAUUUGGGAUGUUAAACAAGAUGAAGUAUGCAGAGUUCUUCAGUUCUUGUUUUCUCUAUGUCAGUGCAUCGCUCAUUUCAUGUAA
Messenger RNA from Sphenostylis stenocarpa, 402 nucleotides. NCBI's taxonomy places the organism in Eukaryota, Viridiplantae, Streptophyta, Magnoliopsida, Fabales, Fabaceae. The record is from the annotation of a GenBank genome assembly.